Molecule: messenger RNA, 3665 nt
Organism: Trichoplusia ni (cabbage looper)
Lineage: Eukaryota; Metazoa; Arthropoda; Insecta; Lepidoptera; Noctuidae
Product: mitochondrial genome maintenance exonuclease 1-like
Exons: 5
Coding region: 162-1388 (408 amino acids)
Biological process (GO): mitochondrial DNA replication
Cellular component (GO): mitochondrion
Molecular function (GO): single-stranded DNA exodeoxyribonuclease activity
Source: RefSeq, a predicted model, not a curated record
UAUGAAAACGAACGAAUAGACUGGAUAGACCGAGUAGUUAUUAUUGAACUGUUAAACAUUAUUUCGUCUAUUUGGAAAUCCUGACGAAAUAUUCCUCCUUAGGUUUGGUUGGAACUAUCAGAGCAUUUAUCAGUUUAUUAUUGGUCUCCGAAAUAUUUAACAUGUUUCGACCAGUUUGCACAAUUGGUCAGAGAAUCUCAUUUGAGAAAAAAUCCAAGGAAUUUAUCAGGAAUAAGGUGGUCCGGCCUGCUUCUUUCCUAAAACCUGUGGAAAAGAUCAAACUUUACAACAAGGAGAAUAAAGAGUUAUUUGGGCCUUUGUUAGAAACUAGUAAGCAGAAGAAACAGCGCUUGCAGAAGUCGGCUAAAAAUAGUGUAUCACAUCAAAACAACGGCGCAAACGCUACAAACGAAAAUAAAUUGAAAUUCUUAGGAAGUACAGACAGAAAUGAAAUUGGACAGUGUAAGACACUGACUGGAUAUUUGAGGUACAAUCCAGUGCUGGCUGUGAAUGUGUUGAAGAACAAAAUGUGGCAAAAUACUAGGCACUGUGUGAAUUUCGUAGGCGUUGUGUUGAAUAAUACAGUAGUUAGGAGUUUAGCUACAUCUGCAUCAUGUAAUGCAGUCCGUAGCUCUCCAGCACAGCCUGGCUAUGUGAGUGAAGACAAAAUCCUUCAGAUCAAACAUCACAAGAAUGAUUAUGCUGAACAGUUCCCAUCUGUGACCUUAAUAUUAAAUAAAACAAUGACAGAGGAGUCUAGGGCAGCAUUGGAGAAAUGGAAGCAGGAAAAGAUUGCUGAGAUGGGAUUGGAUGAAUUCAACAAAUAUUAUACAGCUCAAAUGGCCCUCGGUACGAAAUUCCACAGUACUUUGAAAAACUACUUCACACAGCCUCAAACUCAGCUUCGUAUAGAAAAGGAUGUUGAAGGUGUGUGGGUGUCUGUAUCAGAUGUAUUGAAGAACAUAUCAGCACCGAAAGCAAUAGAAUCCAAUGUCUGCCAUCCUGUAUUGAAGUAUAGAGGAAUAUUUGAUGCCAUCGCUGAUUACGAAGAAAAGCCGACCCUUAUUGAAUGGAAGAAGUCAGACAGGCCACGCAAGUCUUUAGCAAACACUUACGACAAUCCCGUUCAACUGGCAGCGUACUUCGGUGCAAUUUGUCACGACUUAAAUUACAAGCAUUUCAACGUCAGAGACGCUCUCCUCGUCAUUGCCUACACUGACGGAUCUAAGGCUGAUGUAUUCCAUCUAUCUACGGAUAAACUCAGGGAACAUUGGGCCCAGUGGCUCAUACGACUUGAAGAAUAUACGAAGAACUACGGUAACAAUUCGGAAAAGAUGUUAAAAGGCGGUAAACGGGUGUUCGAAGAGGAUAUCGGGAAUCUCCAGUAAUUAACGUGGAGGUCUGCACAAGACACCGAGGAUCAAGAAUAUAUUUAUCUUAAAGUGUCAAGAUUUGAUCAAACAAAACCGCCUUAUACGCGUGUUACAAUAAAUUGCACAUACAAAGGCAUAUUAUAAGUAACAUUCACCCAAGUGCAAGAAGCUUAGAAAUUUUCAAUUUGUGUAAAACAUUGUGUGAAAAGUAACAGUAUACAGAGAAAACUUCGCUUCCGUUUGAACAAUGAUUUUUGUACGAAUGUUGACGUGUGUUAUAGAAAAGAAAUUGUUGAAUGUAGACAUUGAUUUCAGACUGUUGAUGAACAUAUUUAAAAUAAAAAUCCGAUUAUAAAAUAGCCAAACGAUUCGAAAAAGUUCAAUCUAAGCAGGAUUUAUUACCACGAAGGUGACGAACAAGAGGAUAUGUUUACAUCGUUAAAUUAUAAAUAACGCGGAAAAUAUCACAACGGAUUUAAAACUCGUGCCGAAUGCAUAGGUCUUCACUUCACACGUUUAUUCCCGUCGCACCAUAAUAAUCUGAUUUGCAAUAUUGAUCGAUUGUUUCUAAAUAUAACAUGCAAAUCAAACGGAGUACCGAGAUUAUUUAGUAAGGUUUCACUUAGACAUUUAAUCAAUCAUCUCAGUCUGCUGCACACCUACAAAUCAAACCGAAUAUCUCAAUUUAUAAGUUUAAAAAUAAUAGUUUCGUCAAACUGUGUUUGGGAAUAGGCUACUGCUCAUUCCUCUGGGUUUUUGUCCCCUGAGUAGCAUUUUACCAUAACCAGAUCGGAGAAGGAGUUUGAAUUCUCCGAAAUCCCAUCUAUUUCAUACGUUUGUUCUGGCGCAAAUGGCAAGAAACCUUAUAUAGAGCAAUGUACGGGAGUUGACAUGAUUUCAGGACCGUUUCGUUUGGAUGGACAUGUGACAUAGUUGGCAAUGUGCCUGCUCUUACCUAAUCUUUGUGAACUGUGGAUAUGGUCAGGGAUUUUUACAGCUCACAUACGAAUUUAAGACAAUGUAUAAGAUCAAUAGUUUGAAAUCAUUCGUGUGUUAAGUAAUUUGGCUAGAUGCGGUUGAACUGAGAAUAUGAUGAGUAAAUAGUUAAAAUUGUUUGUCGACAAAACAUCUAAUACUGUGUCUUAAAAGUAUAAGAAUUAUUAUGGACUUCGGACUUGCUAUGUCCAAAAUAAUUUUCUUCAAUGAGACGAUAUAAUUUAAUGUCUUACACUAAUAUCAUUAUUUUACAUGUAAUAAUAUUAUCCACUAUAGCUGUAUAAAGUGGGUACAUAAUGUAUGUAAAUUAUUAUUGAUUUAGUGGCCUGUUAGCUUUUACUUCGGAAUUCACUUUCACGAUACUGGUAAAAUUUGUUGAAUACAUUUACUCGAAAAUUAACUUAUAUGUCAACAUGCUACAAGAAACCUAAGUAGCUUUAUUUCGGCUGUUAAGGGAUUGAAUGAAUACUAAUCAGAAACAUGGGACUUGAGUUUAAAUCUGAAAAAUACGUUUUUCUCCUCACGAAAGUAAACUACUAACUAUUAUUUAGAUUAUUAUUUAUGCCAUCUGAAUUUCUCGUAUAAUAGACGUCGAUUUUUUAUUUAGAUUUGUCCUUAAUUGCCAAAAAUUAACUAGCAACUAGUCUGAAAUUGGUACAAAUUGUGUUCAAUGUGCUAAAGAAAUGCUUUUGAAAGUUUCAUACUUUGGCCUUUAGUUUUACGCUAUUUUUAGGAUCUUUUAAGUUCGUUUUAUGACAUUUUAUCUGUAUUGUAUAACAAACACCAAAGACCAACUAAUUCGGUGGGUAACUCUUUGGAAUGUUUUACAAUAGUUUUUGAAAUGCUUUAUUUUUAUUGUUAUCUGGCUAAAGUAUGAAAAGUAUAACCAGAAAAUGUUCAAGAAAAGUUUCUUAACAUACUAUUUAAAAAGCAUUUAUUAUUUUUAUGCCCUCUUCAAAAUCUUAGUUUGUGUUUUGGAUCUAUGUUACAGGCAACUACGUCUUACAGAACGCUUCAAUUUAUUCCAAAUGAUGCUGAGACAAAGUUCUAAGAACAGCCUCGAUUAUUUGACGAAAUAUGCUUUAUUUACAGUUUUUCGCUUUAUAUUUAACCUCGCGAACUAUUUAAAGGAACAAUAUGUGAAUUGUACUUUUCUUAGGUAGGUUACAUAUUUUAUUAUUUUGUAUGAUUUUAUGUGUUCUGUAUAACUUGACUGCUAACUAAGCCGUCUAAAGUAAGGUCUGAUUUAAGUCACUGUAAUUCUCUGAUAUUAAAUAAUAUAGAACUUAUUCCACA